Messenger RNA from Ornithorhynchus anatinus (platypus), 8349 nucleotides. RefSeq names its product solute carrier family 35 member B4 (gene SLC35B4). Bases 24 to 1088 code for a protein of 354 amino acids. Gene Ontology annotation, biological process: transmembrane transport. The record is from RefSeq and is a predicted model, not a curated record. NCBI's taxonomy places the organism in Eukaryota, Metazoa, Chordata, Mammalia, Monotremata, Ornithorhynchidae. The transcript has 10 exons. Gene Ontology annotation, cellular component: endoplasmic reticulum membrane; Golgi membrane. Gene Ontology annotation, molecular function: UDP-N-acetylglucosamine transmembrane transporter activity; UDP-xylose transmembrane transporter activity.
AGGAGGCGCGGGGAGGGCAGGGGAUGUCCUGCCGCGGCGAGGCCCGGGGGACGGCGCUGGAGACGGGCUCGGGGCCCGGCCGUCCGUCGGCCAUGCGGCCGCCCUGCGCCGUGGGCCUGGUUUUCGCCGGCUGCUGCAGCAACGUCAUCUUCCUGGAGCUCCUGGCCCGGCGGUUUCCAGGAUGCGGGAACAUCGUGACUUUUGCACAGUUUUUAUUUAUAGCGGUGGAAGGCUUUAUCUUCGAAGCUGACCUGGGAAGGAAGCAGCCAGCCAUUCCGAUAAGGUACUAUGCCAUCAUGGUGACCAUGUUCUUCACUGUCAGUGUGGUGAAUAAUUAUGCCCUGAACCUCAACAUCGCCAUGCCACUGCAUAUGAUAUUUAGAUCAGGUUCUCUAAUUGCCAACAUGAUUCUAGGCAUCAUCAUUUUGAAAAAAAGGUACAGCGUAUCCAAAUACACCUCCAUUGCUCUGGUGUCGGUGGGGAUUUUUAUCUGCACUCUGAUGUCUGCAAAACAAGUGGCUUCCGAGUCCAGUCUGAGUGAAGAUGAUGGGUUCCAGGCAUUUGCAUGGUGGUUAUUAGGUAUAGGGGCACUGACCUUUGCCCUUUUGAUGUCUGCCCGGAUGGGGAUCUUCCAGGAGACACUAUAUAAGCAGUUUGGAAAACACUCCAAAGAGGCUUUGUUUUACAAUCAUGCAUUACCAUUACCUGGCUUCCUCUUCCUUGCUUCGGAUAUUUAUGAACAUGCAAUUCUUUUCAGCCAGUCUGAACCGUACCAAGUCCCAGUCCUUGGAGUGACUAUGCCCAUCAUGUGGUUCUACCUCCUCAUGAACAUCAUCACCCAGUACGUGUGCAUCCGAGGAGUGUUCAUCCUCACGACAGAAUGUGCCUCCCUGACGGUCACGCUGGUUGUGACGCUGCGCAAGUUCGUCAGUCUCAUUUUUUCCAUCCUCUACUUCCAGAACCCUUUCACGCCCUGGCACUGGCUGGGCACCCUGUGCGUCUUCAUCGGGACCCUGAUGUACACGGAAGUGUGGAAGAACCUCGGGGCCGCCUGGGGUCGGUCCCACAAGGAGGACAAGAAGGAGUGAAGGCCACCGGGGUCGGGGGGGUGGGUGGUCAGCUCUCUGACGGUGGGAAGACCGAGGUUGGGGAUAGGGUGACCGGCUGGCCCCCGUUUUACUUGUUCGAUCGCUUACGUUUCCCAGCGUGGAACAGAACUUUCAGCCGGGAAUCCUCUGAACCUGAGGAAUUCCGGAGCUCUGGCCAUGGGAGCAGUCACGCCUCAUGGACCACCAACACGUCAGCCCUCAAAUAGUGACGGGCUUUUAGCUCCAGCCUCUUGAACAGCAUUUCCUUCCUUUCUUUGCUUUUCCAAAACUAUCAAGGUGAUUACCUCUCAGUUAGUUUCCGGGGGUGUGGGAAUCCCUAGUUUUUUGCCCCUCUCUCAGGUUGUAUUACUCAUUUUGCUGCUACUCCUCUGCCACAGCUGCCCUAGUCUUGCCCUCCCCUUGCCCCGCCCUCAGCAGCCGCCCUGAAAUGUGGGUCACCCUGCACAAUCAGAAGAAAUCAGCAAGAGGUUGAGAAAGAAUCGUCACCCAUUUGGGUUUCUGCCAAGAGACUGGGGAAGAGAACAGUUGUUUAGUGCGGUAGCCUGAUCAUAGACUUGGUGACAAUCCCUUUGCUCUGUUUGAUUCUUUGCUUCUUCCCCCUACUUCCCUAUAUACGACGAAGAUGAUACGAUUCCCUGAUAAUGCCGCUCAGCGGCGGGAAAGAAUGAAGAGGCAUGGUUGGAUCCGUGGCCACUCAUGGGGAGGUCAGGGACUGGACUCUUUACUCGCCCAACGAGAAAAAAUAUAAGACUUGUACCAAGGCAGCAUUGAGGAAGCUUUCCCAGACUGUCCAGUCAACAGCUGCACAGAAGCUGUUUCAGAAUUUAAAGACUGUUAUCCAGCAUUCCGGUCUCCGUAAGAUGCUAGAGAAAUGCUUGUAGACUAAGGAGGGUCGAACAGCUUAGUAACUGACCAUCAGCUUUCUAUACGUAGAAGCGGUAAAGCGAGAGUCAGUUAAGCUACUAAAUAGGUUAUAGCCAUUUUAUGGAAAACCUCGUUGAGUGAAGUCACACACCAGUUAAGAUUAAGGUGUUUCAUGAAGCAACACUAGGACUCGCUGAGUACUGUUACUUGUUUUUUCCUUUUUUACUGCCUGUCUUUGGAGGCCUCAUAGCCCAUGGGUUCCAAGGUAGAGUACCAUGAUCCUCCUCUGCUGUCGAUGUCUCUGUGGGGUGCUCGGCCCCAAGCCCAGAAAUCCCUUCUCGCCCCUUAACCUGAGGUGUCGAUUUAAAGGGGUGGAGGUCUUGCCACUUGUUACAACUCAGAGAAGGGUGUGCCCACCAAGACCAUUUAGGGAAAUGUUGUUUUAGAGAAUCUGAGAAUUCGGCAGGCCAUUUCCUUAUGAUUUUGGACUUGGGAUCGUUCUUCCCGUUUUCAUACUCGGAUUUUUUAGGAAGAGACAUUAAAGUGCUUCAUAAAUCAACGUGGUAUUUUCUUGAAUCCCUUGGUUUGAUACCUGAGUCUUGUCGGUCUAGAGGAGGGAAUGCACUAUCUCAAGAGGCCAUAUUCUCUCAUUAAAUCUCUCUCCCUCGAUCUUGCUCACCGCAGUCAUUUGAUUUCCUGACCGUACGAGCCAUUUAACACAGCUUCUGCUCGGGCUGAGGCGUCUGAGUUUUUCUUCCUUAGGGAUGAAGAAGAUCGUCUCUGAUCAGCUGUUACCAGUUUUUAUGGCAGGUUCACAGUGUAUGAGCAGAACAGGCUACUUGUCCAUGUCAUUUUCCCCCUCUCCCCCCAAUUGUUGUGGAGUAUCAGGGCCCCUUCCUCUCAUCUGACCUAGAGGCUUUACAGAAACCUGUCUAGAAGGUAAGAAUUCAGAAACCUUGCCCAGCUGUGACCCUGAAUGCGUGGCUGCCUUUGCCUGUCGGCUUCAGGCUUAUCUGAACGGUGGAGCGGUUUCUUUAUCUGCCUAAAUGACAGGGCAAUGAGAUGGCCUUAUAUUGAUGUUGAUGUGAACACCCCGGUGCCAGCAAUUUCUGGGGCCAAAAAAUUUCAGUAUGGCCCUAGGGGGACUCAAAAGUGUGUGGAGAUCCUUGGCUACAAAAUGUUUUUAUACUUUCAUUUCAAAGAACCUACAGGGUAUUCUUAAUGUGAAAUGCGAUUGAGCUAUUCUCUCUGUGUAGGGGCCAGAUUAUGUUUAAUGGGGUAAACAGCUGAAGAAAUAUGACUUGCCUCCUCCUCCAACAGCAGCAGCACUUAGCUUCCAUUUAGACAGUUGUAAGUAAUACAUGUUUACAGGAGUAAUUCAAAUCUGGGUGUUCUGCAUGAAUAUCAUAAAACUGGGUCCAUUAAGUUUGCGAUUCCAUUUUUGGAGCUGAAUCUACUUCCCUGAAUCAGUUCACAACUUCCAGUUGAACAGAAACACUGCGUACCGAUGAAUCAUAAAAAAGACCUCAAAGCCAAGCUCGGCCUGCCCAGGGCCAAACUAAUGGCAGUUUGAAUUUUUUUUUCCCCAGCAUCUACAUUUGCUUAAUGGCUUUGAUCAUAUAGAGUUGGAAGAGAUGACGACAGUUCAGAUGGCCCCAUCCCCUCUCUCCAGGCAGGUGAAUAACUAAGCUGUCAGUGUGAUCUAUUAUCUUUUUAAAAGACCUCUAGAGGUGAAGACUUAACCUACCUCAGUAGUUUGUUUCAGGGGUUGUCAUUCUGCCAGACCUUCCUUCGCGGCUAAGGGAACCGUUGUCUUUGGGCUGUCUUUGUUUAAGCUCUUGUCCUCUGUGGAUGGCUGGUCUGUAUCCUCUUCAUACAUUUGAAGACAGGUCCUACAGGAAAGGUCAGAAGGAUUGUGGUUGGACUAAAGAUUGACUAAGUAUUUCUUUUCCGUCCCUUUAAUUUCUUUGAUUUCAUGUCUCUAAACAUGAUGGUCUCUGGACCCUCCACAUUUUCUCCUCCAAGGGCAAUCAUUCAAUCAGUGGUAUUUAUUGAGCACUUACCUCGUGCAGAGCAGUGUGUGCUAAGUGCUUGGGGGAGUACAAUACAACAGACUUAGCGGUCGCAUUCCCUGCCUUUAGCGGGCACUCACAGAAAUUGGUCAGCAUAGCACAUUAAAAGGAACUGACUAUAAAUACAGAGUUUAGUAAAAAGAUUACUUCCUUGUUCUCACGUGACAUACUUAUUAAUACUGUGUUACCAUGUUGUCUUUUUUUAAUACCAGUUCACUUAUGAGCUUCCAGCCAGUUAUCUCCCUUCUUGUAUUGGGGUUUUUUUCCUCAUCCUUAGGUGCAUUACUUUCUAUCUACCCCUCUUCUUUCUUCUUUUGUCAGACCCUUUUUCCAAUUUACCACAGCUCUUUGAAUUGCACUGGUGUCCCACCCGAUUUCUAGUAAUGGUAGAAACAACAUCAGUGCCUUCUGUCCCAUUUCAAAUUAGGCCGAGCUGGUGCCAACAGGGAAUUUUGCUGUGAGACUCCAGUCUCUGGGGAGAGGGUUUUCUCGACAGCUGCUACGUGAAGGUGCUGGCGUCUCUGUGCCUCCGAGCUUGGCCGACUGCCAGCCUGCCUGGACUCUGAGGACACGAGUGGCGGCCCAGAGAAGACAAAAGACUCGGCAGUCGAGUGACUGGGCUACUGGGGAACACUCCAGUGCCACUCAAGGCAUUUGUUCCCUCUGCAAAGCCUCACUUCCUCCCCUUAGCUUGGUGCCUGACCUUCGGCCUGCCUCCUGCAGGUUGGGGUGACCAUCCACCCCAAGCAGUCAUGACUGGAAAAGUCAGGGAAUGGUGCAGCUCAUCAGAUUUUCCUUCUUAGCAAUUAGUAGGGAAACUGGCCUCUCGAGUAGAUCUAGUUCUGCUGAAUUUAUUUACUUCUGCCUCCUCCGCAUGAUUUCCCCUUCCUCCCACCCCCAAUUUUUGAGGAGACGACAAGACUGUUUUGUAAUCAUUGAGAGUGGCGGGUGCUGGGGUAGGAAGAGGAGGUCGAGAGCAAGCUAAAGGUUCAAAUACAGGUUCCUGGAGUUUCUUCACUGAGACAUAGGAACUCCUGGGUAGGAAGAGAAGUGGAGGUUCAUUAAUUGAAUGCCUAUUAGCCACAGUACAUAUAAUAGAGUCUUUCUAUUGCACUCUCUCAAGUGUCCUCUUACCUAUCUCUUCCUUCUUUCCUCCCUUUCUUUUUCCUCAUGCUCCAUUUAUUACUAGAUUUAAUUCUUAUGUGCCCCUGUAGAAAAGCCCCUCCCCUGAAUUGGUGUUCCGAGACAUACCGAUAUGUGGGAAGAUUAUGCAAGUAAAAUUGGUACUUUUCUUUUCACCCAAUUUUCUUCCCUGGUUAUCAGGCCACAGCGAAAGGUCCGAGGCCCCCAGCCCUCUCUGGUGUCUUAAUUAGUCUAUUGCCUCAUUCUAAUUCCUGUUAGAGGGGCAAGAAAGCUCAGAAGAGAGCAUUGAUUCCUCUAUUUGCUUUCCCUCCUCCACCAGGGAUAUCUCGGCAUGUUGAGCCCUUGCGCGUCUACAUCUUGAAGACUUAGUCUCGAACUACGAAGGCAGUAAAAUGCUAUGUACCAAAUACAGAGCAAAGAGCAAAAUUGCAAGUGACUUGGGCCUGAAAGAUAUUAAGAAGUAGCUCCCUGUGUGUGCUCAUGCCCUCACCUAAUCCAACAGUAAUUUGACAGACAUAAUGAACUGGAAGUAAAGAAUGUGAUGAUGGAUUGUAGCUUCAUGUCAGGCUAUAUUUCAUUACCUAAGGUCUUUAAGGUCUUUCCCCUUUUUAUAUUAUGACUUCAUAUUGAUGCAUGGGAUGUGUUUUCUUCCUUUAGGGUCCUGUAUUGCUUUGUCUUUGACUGAAAUUACCAUUACUGUUUAUGUAUGUGCUUGUGAAUAUUUACGAGAGACUCCUGGGUUCUGAAGUCUUCAGUCACUGCCUAGAAGCUGUUACCCAUCAAUCAAGAGUAUUUAUUGAGCACUCCAUGCAGAAAGCACAAUAGUUAGCCAACAUGAUCACUGCCUUCAAGGGGCCGAUGUUUCCCUUCCCAAUUUUUGUCACAACUCUCCAAUAAUUUGUUCACGGGCCCUGCUCUCCCUCCCUACUAGACUGUGAGCCUCAUGUGGGACAGGGCCUGUGUCUGAUCUGAUUCUCUUGUAUCUACCCCAGUGCUCGGUACCAUGCUUAGCACACAGUAAGUGCUUAACAAAUGCCACAGUCGCUGCUGUUAUUAUCAGAUGGUUUUUUGGCCAAUGCCACAAGCAAGAGGAGCAUGGAAACUGAUCUGGGCUAGCUAGAGUAAAUCAUUCCGUAGUUCUGAUACGGUUAGAAGACUGCACAGUGUCAUUUCUUUUUUUAAGAGCACCAAAAAACUUGAGCAAAUGUAAAAAUUUACAUUUUUGAAAAAACAAAAUAUGAAGAGCUGAUAUGAGAAUUAUUUCUUGGGUUGUUUUUUUUAAAAUCUCAUUACUAGUAAAUGCACACAAUUAAAGAAUGUUCAUCUCAAAGACUGAUUGGACCUUGCUUGAUAUUCCAUCUCUUGCAGGACCAGGUAUGAGUUUUCAGGUGCUUGAAAGGGGCCAUAAUCUGUAGUCCCUUCCUGCCUGCUUACAGAGGAUCUAGUAAAAGGGAUUUACGAGGUUGGAAGUAUUUUGCUUCUUGAUGUUGACACAUGAUUUUCUUCUCAAUUUUUAGUGCAUUAAAGCUGGGCCACUGAUUUUUAUUUGGGCAUAAAUUCCUAAUGGGUAAACAACUUAGAGGGUAUCUGUUUUGUUCUCAGGGCUGCCCCGACUUCCCUUACAGCAAUAUACUUGCCGUUUAGAGCUUCUGAGCCUCAGUUUGCCCACCAGCAGACUGAAUGUUAGAAAGAUUCCCCGGCCACAGACUAUAUAGGUGGGUUUGCAGAUAUUGAAGGGGGGCAAAACCUACUGAAAUAGAUUGGCUGGUGGGAAGCUUGUGUGAUUUUAUAUAUAUAAAUAUGCAUAUGUAUGUUUAGCUAGGAUUCUGUAACCUUACUAAGCAGUACAUUUUCUCUCUGACGGCAAGCCGACUGUAACGGGGCCUCCUGGAGUGAGUACCGAGCUAAUGCCGAGGUGCGGGAGGUUUGUUUCUCCCUGGUGCUGGUUGGCUGGUUGGCUCUGGGACACGUUUCUUGCUUUUGGUACAGGUUGGUCCCUCACCUGGGAAGUCCAGGUAAUAACACAGCCCUGGAUCUCCAAGUACGUCUGUGGGUUGUUUGUCAGAUGCUCAGGUUUUUGCCCCACAGGCUGAUCAGGUGACUUUGGGUCCUCCCCGGUGACCUGUCCCCCAAGAUUUCUGGGUUUUCUGACUGGCACGUGAAGCAGCAGGGAAGGGGAGGAGGAAACCUAUGAGGAGGUCGCACUCAUUUCCUCCAGUCACUGGGGAGCCCUCGAAGUGUUUGUGACAGAGGAUCGCCUAGGCGAGAUCGGGACGCACCCAAUUUUCUAAACUCAUGAUGACUGCUGCGACUCGCUCACCAUGUCUUCCUUUUGACCUCCCUCAGGCUCACCUUGACGGAUGUGCUUUCUUAAAUGCUUAAUCAAUUGUAUUUACUGAGUGCUUAUUGGAUGCAAAUACUGUACUAAGUGCUUGGGAGAGUACAAUGUAACAACAAUAUAACAGAGUUAGACAAAGAACACACUGCCCCUGGCCCAAUCGUCCACCUGGCUAUUUCCUGUAUGAUUCACCAAAAGACAGAACCUGGAAUAAUCUUUUUCAUUUUGCCUGUCUUUGGGCAAGGUCUGAUUGCAAUACUAAAGCUCUGAUUACUUUGAAAUUGAAAUUUGCUUUUUCUGCAUUUUGUAUUCUAUUUACCUGUUUGCCAUUCCCUCCAGGUGCUGUACGAACUCCUACUUCCAGCCUUUUGCUUGCCCAGCAUUGUCAGAUGUCCCUUAUCUGGUGGAAGUAUGGAACACUGAUUAAUUAUCAAGAGUUUGGGGUCAGUAGGUCACCGGAGCCUCCUAAAAGCCCAUCCAGACUAAUCCCCACCCCCAACUAAUGUGAGAAUGAUGUUUGACGGGGCAAGUGUUUAAAGAGUCUGAGUUUGAAAGAAUCAUGGUGAGGGUAGUGAGUUUUUCAAUUUUCUGCCAAAUUUUGCAUAUUUUUGCAAACAGGCAGGAAAAGGGGUAGUGGGGCUGAGAUGCCUCCAGGCAGGUUUGUAAAAAGCAAGGAACUUCAUGGCUUGAAAGAAAAAUAAAAAGCUUUGAAGAUUCCUUUGGGGUACUGAAUUCCAUUUCUCCUGAAAUGUAAAAACCAACUCCUGUGACAAAACAGAAGCAGUCCUGGUUGUCUUAAGUGCAAUAAAGAUGUCUUAGUAAA